Molecule: messenger RNA, 4258 nt
Organism: Cynoglossus semilaevis (tongue sole)
Lineage: Eukaryota; Metazoa; Chordata; Actinopteri; Pleuronectiformes; Cynoglossidae
Gene: cep57l1
Product: centrosomal protein 57, like 1
Exons: 10
Coding region: 906-2345 (479 amino acids)
Cellular component (GO): centrosome
Molecular function (GO): identical protein binding; microtubule binding; gamma-tubulin binding
Source: RefSeq, a predicted model, not a curated record
AGGCCGGGGAGAAAAACAAACUGAGGAAACAGAGAGCAUUUGUAAAAAUCCAUUACUUUACUUCAAUGUCUUUACUCUCCUGUGGAUUUAAGGUCUUGAAAUGAAUCGAAAAUGUUAAAGAAUAAUAUAAUUUAUGAAUGUGCAAAAGAGUCUCAUAUACAGUAUGUUGUCAUUUGGUUUGGAUUUGACCCAUGAUUGACGAUUUUGUGGUUCUGUGGUGUUCGUUGUAAAAACCACAAAGCACAUAAGACUCAAAUACAAAAACAAUAAGAAUCCUGCUGUCAGUCAACAAACAGUAUAAUUGCCACGCUGCAUACAUUUCUAUUUUUGUCUAAGCAGUUUGCAUUACUAGGUUAAACAUUUACCAUGUCAAUGAAUAGUUUGCUGAUGAAAGACAUGGCAGAAGAUUAUCAGAAAUCAUGGCAUGAGUAGGAACAUGGUCAGAAAAAGACCACACUCAGCGCAUACUGUGUUGUCCAGUUUUGUUUGUGUUUUCGUUGUUAUUUUUACUCGUGGAAUAGUAACUAAACUGCUAUUGUGCAAGCGGAAACUAAUUGGGAGCAUACAUUAUUGUGUAUGUAUGUUUUACUUAUCACAACAACAACACAACGAUAUUAAUUAUUUCAGUGUAAUAUGGCUUGCUCAAUCGCAAAAAUCUCAACGACACCAAAUGUCUGUACAGUAUGUACUGUAUUUUAAACGUGGAGGAACUAUUAUACAGACGGAACCAAUGCAAGGGGGUGGCUGAGUGGAGGGAGUUUUGAACUGGCCGGACUGUUUAGAUGUGACCAGUAAAGUGGUUCAGAGAAGAGGAGACCACAUUACAGAAAUAACAAUUCAUUUGUAAAUUGGUAGUUUCAGAAACGUAAAUUAUCUCCAAAUGCCUGUAAAGGUCAAGGCAUAAAAUGGAAACUUUCAACGAUCAGAUUUUAGACUCGCCCUCCAAAAACAGUUACAUUGGCAGCUAUUACCAGCCCCCAGACAGAGUGCUACCAGUAUCAAGACAGCUUGAUUUCUCAGGAAAACCAUCUGUUACCUUGGACCGAGAGACCACUAGUCAUCAAGUGCCUAAGACCAACUCAAAUAUUGAUGGCAAAGAUGUUGUCAUUGCGCUGAAAAAUCUCCAGGAGAAAAUCAGGCGACUGGAGCAGGAGAGAGUCCAAGCAGAGGGGAGCUACCAGCAGUUUCACUAUGAAAUUCAGAAGAAGCAACAUCACAUUAAACAAUCCUACACAUGUGAGCCAACAGUCAGCGUGGAGACUGAUAACUCUGGCAGAAAUGGUCAAGAACUAGACUCAAAACUGCAGUCUGCAGAGGCCCGCUGUAAGAUUCUCGAGAAACAACUGGAUUACAUGAAGAAGAUGGUCGAGAAUACCAAAAGGCAGAGUGAAACUUUGAACCAGAAUCAGCAGUUCAACAGCCCAAUUCCCCAGAUUCAGCAAGAUAAGCUGGAGAAACUAGAGUCAGAGUGCCUCAAACUGAGUAAAACCCAAACUGCAGCAGAGCGGAAACUCGCCAUUCUGGAGCAAAAACUACAACAAGAAGAGCAAGAGCGUAAAUGUAUACAGGAGAAAGCCAACGAGUUGCAGAGGGAGUUCAAUAUAAGUCUUCAACUGUCUAUGGCAACCAGUGAAGAGAAAACACCAAAUAAGACAAAAAAGACAAUUAAGAAAACACCUACAAAAAGUGAGCCGGCCUCACCAAACAACUUGCGGGGGAAAAAGAUGCCUUUUGUUGCAGGGACGUCCCUUAGCCCAAGCCAUUCAGUCCAUGCCAAUGUUCAGAGUAUCCUUCACAUGAUGAAGCACCACCAGCCCCAGCUGUGUGAGCGAGUCAGCUCGAUGCAAAGGUCCUGCUGUGGAGCUAAGAAAAGCCUCCAAAAGUCUCCGACUUCCACUGGUGUCAGAAGGAAUUUCAGCUCAUCCAGACAGGAAGAUCAGUCGCUGGGCUCACUGUCGGACCUGCUCCUGGCUCUACAGGACGAGCUAGGACAGAUGAGCUUUGAGCAACAGGAGCUGUUGCGUCAGAUCAACUCAACUCAAAAUCUGGAGGAAAAACAAGACUUGAGGAAAGAACUGGAGAAGCUUGUGGCCAGGAUGGAAGAGAAGGGAGGCCAGAUCAGCAAACUCCGCAAACACCAGCAGACAGCCCAAAAAUUGACCCAGGGUGCUGAGGAACACACAAGUAAAAAGUUGAGUGGAAUCAAACCACCUGCUCCGUCUCCUGUGAAGGCUAAACAAAAGGGGAAGAAAAGUGUGACCAUCAACAACAAUCUACAGCUUCUUAGAGAAACCAAGAAAUUCAGAAACGGCCUGAAACAAGAUGACGUCUUCUGGGAAACAUGAGCUGCAGGACUGUUUUACAUACAGACUCUGAUGCUACAGCUGGAUAAAACGCAACACUCUGUGUGGUUCCUCUGCUUGUUUUUGUUUCUUUCUUCAGAUGUGGUCUCAGAUGGGGCCAGAAAACAAAAGCAACGUAUGAAAUGGAAUAACAUUUUAAACAGUACUUGAUAAUGCAGUGGUUUAUCAAACCUGUGUAAUCAAGGGGGGUUGGUUUAAGCAGAAUUUGAUUAAUCAUUUCCAAGGGAUUUAGAUGUUUUAAGCGUAUUAUAAAUACUUUUUAAUAUUGUAAAUAAAGCGUGUGCUAUCCUUAAAUAUAUAUAUAUAUACUGUAUAUACUGUGUAUAUAUAUAUACUGCUACUUUUGUUCUGUCGAUUUACUAGCUCAUUAGGUUUAAACGUCAUACUUGAAACCACCAGGUGGCAGUGCUUAUCUACUUACAAAAUUUAAUUUCUCAAUCACUAGCUGAAAUCAGUAGUUAAAAUCAAAGCACGUGUUUCUAAGUAUUUUUAUUAACUGGUCCAUCAUUUAAAAACUAACUUCCCGAAUGACCCCUAACUGUUGAAAGACCCAUCAUACCCCAGAUAUUGGGUUUUCGAAAAGUUGAAAUUGGGCCUUAAGUUUUUGGGAAGUGGUUAUAUUUCACCUGGGAGACUUUUAUAAAUCUGCUAGUUAGUGGAAAUCUUAAUAUGUAAACCUCUCAUGGUCUGGGUCUGUCUUUUACAUUUGACAUGGAGACAUUGACAGCACAGGUGACACAUCAUUAUCAACUGUCAACUCAGCAAGUGUUGUUCAUUCACAAACGCUGUCGUAUAAAAACAUUUAAAAAAGAAAACGGCAGAUGUGUCCAACCUCCUGCAACAAAAAAACAGCUGACUCUUAUUGUUUCUCUGUCCAUUCAGCUUAUUCUAGAGUCAGCAUUGUGAGGCUAGAUGGACAAGUGUGUUGUACGGGAGGUAAACAUAAGACAAAAGAGUUUUCUGUGCGAUAAAUUGAAUUAAGAGACACAGAAUCAGGUUAUCUGACAUGAGUUAAGACUCUCAACCAGCAUCAGGCCCUCCUGUUCACUCGCCUGACUUUGCAACUCCUUGUGACUGAACACCCUCCUUUGCUGACUAAUUGCAGUUGUAUGUGGACAGCAGUGUGGCGAUGGACUUGACUGGUCUGAGCAUGGAUAAAUUGAAAUUGGCCACUGGAAACAACAGUUAUCUAAUUUGUUUUCCUCCCUAACCACUCUUUUACUAGUCAUUAAACAUGUGCACCUGGUGUUUUUUUGACAACAUGGCCAUAGACAGGAUCACCCACCUCCUCCUAAGCCUAUCUAAUGCUUGUCAAAGGCAUAAAAAUAUGCUUUCAGAUCCAAGUCUGGCUUUGGGAUCUGCCUGUCCUGGUACAUUCAAAUGUUAAUAUCAUUUGACACAUUAUUCCUGGGGGAGAACCUGUUAACCCAGCCAUUAGUUCAUUCAGAGGCCAAGACAAAACCAAGCCUGAAUCUGAUGCCUUCUGUCGUCCGGGCAACUGUCCUUUCAACUGUAACCAUAGCGAUGGUGGCCCUGCACCAGGACCUGGCUGCUGCUGCUGCUGUUUGACCCACUUGUGAUUUGUCAUGUAAAUGUCCCUGCAGUGUAGGCAGAAGUUGCUUUCGCUGAAAAACAAGACAAUACAGUGCUUUGUUUAACAAUAUUCAAACUUUAUUGACUCAACAUUGUGAAACUAAAGGCAACACUGGAAAACUUGCAACAAAACAUGGAGUCCAAAGAAGGAAAGCAUGGGGGGAAAGAUUAAGGGCACACAAAGUGAGCAGAAAACAUUUCUAGACUCAUUGUCAUUGUCCACAAAUAUAAUGAUGUGUGUGCAUGUGUGUUACUGUUUGGAUGGGAAAAAAAGUCGAAAUAUCCAUACCUGCAUAACUGGU